GCGCGAGGUUCGUCAAUCACCGCGCAUUGCCAUGGCAACAGGUUUUAUGAACCCAGCCUCCGGUUGCCAUGGCGCCGCCAGGAGCUGACAUCGCUCUCCGAAGCAGAAGUUGCCCACCAAGUCUGCUGGGAAAUGUUGUCCGGGAGUCUCCGCACGGUCCGACCGGCUUGGUGAUGGUCUAACUUUCUCGCAGGGUUUCAGGUUGACCUGGAACCUCGAGGUGCGAAGGUUUGAUCCAUGGUGUCAGGCGGCCCCCGAAAUCGACUCAGCGGACGGGGGUGACUUCUGACGGGCCAUCCCUUUAAUAAACAUCACUCCACAAACCCCGUGUUUUCCUCGCAGCUGCAUGAGCACAGCGCGGGCGGAGGUCAUCCCCAUUUGCCGAUGAGGAAACGGAGGCUUACAGAAGCACAGGGACAUGUUAAGGUGACAUAGCAAAUAAGCGAGAGCAGGCUCCCGGUCCAGUGCUCUUUGGGCCUUUAUAGAUGCCACUAAAACUACCCCAUCACCUCCCAGCCCCACCUGAAUCAGGGCGCUGAGGCCUAAAGCCCCACGCAGGAGAUGGUGGGGCAUUGCGUGGAGUGAUAAGUUGGGCUCAGAGGAUGGAGCUGAAGGUGCUACCUGGGGGCUGAGUCACAGGUGAAGGCAGGAACCAGGUGAAGGAAGGCUGCCCUGUGGGACUAGGCUGGGAGGGGAAGUAAAUAAUAAGGCCAGAGUGAGGAGCCAGAUCUGAGGGAGAUUGUGUGGGACAGUGGGCAUCAAAGUGAUGGGCUGGCAUUGGGCAUUGGGGGGACAUCCAGUGGUGCCAAUGCCCAGAAGGUGAGUGGUAUAGGUACCACCCACCUCUGAAUGGGAGGGGUGCAGGCCAGGUGUGAGGUAGCACGUGUAGAACAAGGGUAGGAUUUAGGGGAAGUGCUUUCUAGGCCCAAAAAGCAGCUUUUGCUUGGAGAAGACUACUACAAGGGACCUUUCGUGGACACAGUUGGAGAGGAGAACAAGAACGAGGGUAGCUUCAGUGUCCAGGGGUGUCUGGCAUAUGACCUGUCUCUCUGUGCCUCAGUUUCCUGAUCUGCCUUCCACAUCUGAGAAUCGACCAGUGCAACAUACAGUAACAUUCACUGCCACUGUCUGUCCUUAUCCCAGGGCCCUCAUUCCAUUCCUCCCCCAGGGGUGGACACUGGCCUCAGAGAUCCCUCCCCAUCCUCCCAAUGAGGCCUGCUGCACUGGGGCCCCCGGGCCACACACCCCUGGAGGACGAAGGGCCCAUCACAAUGAAGCUGGAGGACUCUGAGGAGGAGAGCGAGGCUGCUCCGUGGGACCCCAGCCCUGAGGCCGCACGCCUGCGAUUCCGGCAUUUCCGCUACCAGGAGAUGGCAGGGCCCCAUGAGGCCCUGGCCCAGCUGCGCGUGCUGUGCCGGCAGUGGCUGCGGCCCGAGGCACGCUCCAAGGAGCAGAUGAUGGAGCUGCUGGUGCUGGAACAGUUCCUGGGCUCGCUGCCCCUGGAGAUCCAGGCCCAUGUGCGGGGGCAGUGGCCCAGCAGCCCAGAGGAGGCUGUGGCUCUUGUUGAGGGGAUGCACCGAGAGCAGGGAGGCCCGCGGAGAUGGGUUACAGUCCAACUACAGGGCCAGGAGGUGCUAUCAGAGAAGAUGGAGCCCUCCAACUUCCAGCCCCAGACUCAAGAGCCUGGGCCUGAGAUAACCCCUGGAGCCAUGCCGGAGUCACCUCUGGGCUUUCAGGUGAAAGAGGAGCCGGAGGUCACAGAAGACCCAGUGCUCCUGGAGUCCAAGCCCCUUGCAGCCUCCCAGAAAGCCAUGCCUGUCCUCCUGCCUGAGCAGUCCCAGGGCUCUGAGAUAGUGCUGGGCCAGGCCUCUCCCCACAGUGAGGCCGGACCUGAGGGGCCUUCGUGGAGGGAACACCCAGGGGCCCUGUGGCAGGAAGAAGCUGGGGGCAUCUUCUCCCCAGGGUUUGCUCUUCGGAUGGACGGUGUCCCCACAGGUCCAAUCACUGUAAGCCCCCAUCUCGACGUCCCCUGGGACCUUGGAGUGGCCAGCCUCACAGGCCAGAUCCAGUCACCCUCCCCCGAAGGCGGCCUCACACAUGCGCUUAUGCUCCCUAGUGACCCAGGAGGUGAGCAGGAGUCAGGGGGCAAGGACUCCAGCCAGGAUGCCGGACCCCCACCGGCCACUGCCCGCUGGCGGGCCCCCAAGGGCCGCAGCCGGGGCCGCCCCAGCACCGGCGCCGGCACAGUGCGGGACGGACGCUGUGAGGUGUGCGGCAAGGUGUUCAGCCAGCGCAGCAAUUUGCUGCGGCACCAGAAGAUCCACACAGGCGAGCGGCCGUUCGUGUGCGGUGAGUGCGGCCGCAGCUUCAGCCGCAGCUCACACCUGCUGCGCCACCAGCUCACGCACACCGAGGAGCGGCCGUUCGUAUGCAGCGACUGCGGUCGGGGCUUCGUGCGCAGCGCACGCCUGGAGGAGCACCGGCGCGUGCACACGGGCGAGCAGCCCUUCUGCUGCACGGAGUGUGGCCAGAGCUUCCGGCAGCGCUCCAACCUGCUGCAGCAUCAGCGCAUCCACGGCGACCCCCCAGGCCCCGGCGCCGCGCCCCCUGCACCGCCCAGCGCGCCUGAGCCCCCAGGCCCCUUCCCCUGCAGCGAAUGCCGUGAGAGCUUCACGCGGCGCGCCGUGUUGCUAGAGCACCAGGCGGUUCACACAGGCGACAAGUCCUUCGGCUGCGUGGAGUGCGGCGAGCGCUUCGGCCGCCGCUCGGUGCUGCUGCAGCACCGGCGGGUGCAUAGCAGCGACCGGCCCUUCGCCUGCGCCGAGUGCGGCCAGAGCUUCCGGCAGCGCUCCAACCUCACACAGCACAGGCGCAUCCACACCGGUGAGCGGCCCUUCACCUGCGCGGAGUGCGGCAAGGCUUUCCGCCAGCGACCCACGCUCACACAGCACCUGCGCGUUCACACGGGCGAGAAGCCCUUUGCCUGCCCCGAGUGCGGCCAGCGCUUCAGCCAGCGCCUCAAGCUCACGCGCCACCAGCGGACACACACCGGGGAGAAGCCCUACCACUGCAGCGAGUGUGGCAUGGGCUUCACACAGGUCUCCCGGCUCACCGAGCACCAGCGAAUCCACACGGGAGAGCGGCCCUUUGCCUGCCCUGAGUGUGGCCAGAGCUUCCGACAGCACGCCAACCUAACGCAGCACCGGCGCAUCCACACGGGCGAGCGACCUUAUGCGUGCCCCGAGUGCGGCAAGGCCUUCCGUCAGCGGCCCACACUCACACAGCACUUGCGUACCCACUGUCGUGAGAAGCCCUUUGCCUGCCAGGACUGUGGCCGCCGCUUCCACCAGAGUACCAAGUUCAUCCAGCACCAGCGUGUCCACAGUGCAGAGUAACCCAGCCCAGCAAGCAGGGCUUGCCUCUCUGCGCAUCAGUUCUUCCUCUGUCCAUGGGGCAGAACACCUCCCUCACAGGAUUGCUGUGAGGCCAGCUGUCGCAUGGGUACAAGUAUAGGCAUGAGCUGGCCAGCCCAGUGCCCGGCCCCAGUAGGUGCUCAAUAAAGCCAAAAGAAAAUUGGGUCCUCUCCACCCACAUGGUUCCUCUGAAGGCCACAGCCCCUGAAAAGGUGGAGAUGGCUCCUACUGUCACCUUCCCCAACCUGCGUAGACACCCCUGGUACCAGGGCCCCACCUGCAGUUCUAGCUUAGGAAGGGUGAAUAGCCCAGAAAUAGUGGUGUAGACAGGAAGUGGCAGAGCAGUCCAGCUUCAGCUCUGCCUAGACACCAGCCCUGUCUCCGAAACCCACAGAAGAGGAAAUGUAGCAUGUGAGCACCUGCAGAGAGUCCGCCACUUCUGGCCUUCAUCAGUCUUGGUCCAGUCAGGAGACAAGCUACAAGAAGUGUUUUAACAGGGAAUUUCAUAUGAAGAAUACCAGGUAUUAGCUUAUUGAUGGGAAACUGAAAAGGGUUAAAAAAAAAAAAAAAACAACUAAGCUGUUGUGGAGGUAGGAACUACAGGGAGCAGCUGCACUCCUAGGGCUGGAAGAACAAAGGAAAGUAUUGUAACUUAGAACCUUCGAUGAGUUCUUCAUGGAGCUCAAACUCAGGUCCUUGAGGAGGAGGAGGCACCAUGGGCUUAGGAUGAGACCCUUGAGGAGGGGGCACUGGUGUGUCUCUAAGGAGUCUGAUGAACCUGGUUCUGGGAAGUGUGGAAACAACCUGGCACCAACUCAUGUCUCUGGAAGGACCUGCUGCAGCCAGGGGGAAAAGGUACUGCUGGCUGCCUAACGGGGGGAUGAAGUACCUUCUCCUUUUCUAUGCCCUGUAGUGCCCAGACCCUAACAAGGAACUGCUGGCCAAGAGGGGUGUGUUUGUGGGGCCCCCGCCCUGUGCUGUGACGCCAAGGUGGGCAGAUCUGGAGCACAAACGAGGGAACUUAACAGGCAGUCCAGUAUUGAAGCCAGGGGACACUGGGGAAGUUCCAGCCAUGUUGACCUCACAUCUGAGCUCUUUGAGACCUCUGAGGCCCCAUCUUCACCCCAGCACUCAGUCUUAGAAAUGAUGGUUGCGUACUGAGCCUGGGACAAUCAGAGGACUAAAGGCUGGGUUGAGAGGCAUCAGCCUGGAAGUGCCCUGAAGCCCUGGGGGUGGGGAAAUAGACCUUUGGGGGACAACUUAGGCGGCUCCGGACAGCUUUGGGACUCAGCAUGGAUAACAGAGGAGAAAGGCCUUCAGGGGAGAGCGACAGAAGAGGCAGGUGGGAUCAGACCAAGGGCCCAAAGUGGCCAAGAGGUGCCCAGGCACACAUAGGACAGGGCCUCCGAGUAGGUGGGGGCGGGAAUAGCAAAAGUCCGAGAAAGUGGGGGCGACUCCACCGAGGUGAGGACAGGGAGUCGGUGUGGAUGCCAGGCCAGGGUUAAGGAGUGUGGGGGCAGCUCCCGAGGUGAGGAUAGACAGCAGGGGAGGGGUCCGUGAGCACACCAUUCGACCACACCAUUCCCCCUCGCCCCCUCGCCCGGGAUUGCCCGCGCUAGGUCUCCCACAAUGCUCCCGUCGGCGACGUCGCGUCGCGACGGUGACGCACUCCCGAAGCUGCCUUCGGACUCUUGAAGAGCUGAGCGGUCCAGCCUCGGCCACCCACCCCGCCCGGCUCCCAGCACCGGCAUAGCCUCGCGGCGCGUCUAACCCCCUAAACGGUUUUCUCGGUGAGCCCGCGGUUGCCGUGGUGACGGCCGGAUGUAGCAGAAUCUCCUGGCACCAUUUCCUCCCGGAAACCC
Molecule: messenger RNA, 5275 nt
Organism: Loxodonta africana (African savanna elephant)
Lineage: Eukaryota; Metazoa; Chordata; Mammalia; Proboscidea; Elephantidae
Gene: MZF1
Product: myeloid zinc finger 1
Exons: 5
Coding region: 1209-3395 (728 amino acids)
Biological process (GO): regulation of DNA-templated transcription
Molecular function (GO): DNA-binding transcription factor activity, RNA polymerase II-specific; RNA polymerase II cis-regulatory region sequence-specific DNA binding
Source: RefSeq, a predicted model, not a curated record